CCGAUGAACGCCUUCAUGGUGUGGUCACAGAUGGAGCGCCGCGAGAUCGUCAAGUUCGCGCCGGACAUGCACAACGCCGAGAUCUCCAAGCAGCUGGGGAAGCGGUGGAAGAAUCUGACGGAGGACCAGCGGCAGCCGUACAUCCAGGAGGCGGAGCGGCUGCGGCAGCUGCACAUGCAGGAGUACCCCGACUAUAAAUACCGGCCUCGCAAGAAGACAAAGUCCGGCAGCAGCGCCAAGGCGGUGGAGAAGGGGCGGGUCACCAAAGCCAAGGACAAGACGAGCAGCGCCGGCAGCACCGCCUUGAAGGCCGUCAAGCUGACCGCCGACCCGUCGCGGGCGCAGUUCACCACCGGCAUCUCCGCCAUCAACCACAACAAGCUCAAGCUCAAGCUCAAAAUCGACAAGAAGUUCAAGGACUCGAUCCGCAACACCAUGUACGUGCCCAUCUCGCAGUGCACGUCGCCGGCGGAGGUGCCCGCCACGCCCCACGAGAUGCCCGCCUCGCCCGAGAGCGCCUCCCUGUACGACAGCCACGUGAGCACCACCUCGUCCAGCAGGAGCAGCAGCCGCGCCGCGUCCACCAGCCCUUCGCCAGGCAAGGAGCCCUUCCUCUACGGCCUCUACACCAUCGAGAGCGCGCCGGGGCUCACCUCGCUGCGGCCCGAGUCGCUCGUGUCGUCCACCACCGUCACCUCGGCCGACGACGACGACGACGAUGACGACGACGACCACGACCACGACGACAAGGACGACGACAUCGACACCAAGGAGGACGUGUUGCUGUACAGCCGGAAACGCCACACGGUCCGCGACGAGGUGUUCGCCCCGCGCCCCUUCCUGCCCAGCUCCCUGUCGGCGUCCCGCGCCGCCGACCCUCCGCCCAUCAAGUUGGAGCCCCUGGACAUCAAGCAGGAGCCGCCCUCGGAGUCCACCCUGGCCGACCUCGACUCCCUCACCGACCUGCUGCAGAUGCCCACGGACUUCAAGGUCGAGGUGGACGAGAUCAACUCGGACCUUGACUUCGACGCCGUGUCCACGUCCUCGGGCUCCCACUUCGAGUUCUCGGACGUGUCGGACAUGCUGAGCGACAUCGGCGUCAGCAACGACUGCUGGGCCGACAUCGGCAUCAUCAACUGCUGAGCUCGCACGGCGCCCGGCAGCAGGAGACCCUGUUGCCCGCUGAGU
Penaeus vannamei (Pacific white shrimp) is the source of this 1188-nucleotide messenger RNA. NCBI's taxonomy places the organism in Eukaryota, Metazoa, Arthropoda, Malacostraca, Decapoda, Penaeidae. The record is from RefSeq and is a predicted model, not a curated record.